AGGACUGAACUCCCCAACCACAACUCCACUGACUUCUCUGAGCUGUCUAAGUUGAGGCUGUAGAAUGAAGACUGCUGGGACUAUGCUGGUGCUGCUCUGUCUGUCUGGGACGAUGGCCAUGCCUGAGUUCUUGGCUGAUCUGAAGGAUCGAGUGGAGAAGCUGGAGAGAGACAACCAAGUUCUGCAGACCAGACUCGAUGUGACUGAGGUGAACAAUGACAGCAGAAAGGUGGCCUUCUCUGCAAGUAUAAUUUUACCAGUGGGACCCUUCAACACAGACACAACCCUGGUUUACCCCCAUGUCGUCACCAAUAUCGGCGGAGCCUACAACCCAAUCACUGGAAUCUUCACUGCAGCAGUGAAAGGAGUCUACCAGUUCAGUUUCACUGGCAUGGAUGAUCGUCCCACCAAGGGGGUCUCAGUUGCCCUGUUCAAGAACGAAGAUCAGCUGAUGUGUUAGUGGAAGUUGCCUGCUGGUACUCAACAUCAGUAUGUUCAGAACACGGUGAUCGUAGAGCUGACUCAAGGAGAUGUCAUCUACACACGUCUACCUAACAAUCACAGGAUCCGAGGUGAUGCCACGAACAACGAACGGAACUUAAAUUUAAACAAUAACAACAUUUUCAGUGGCUUCCUGCUCUUCACUGUGUGAGUGGAACACUGCUAAAGUUGUGAUGAAAUCACCUUCAAUGUCUGACCCCUGGAAACAUUGUCUAAGAUCAGGCUUUUACUGCUGAAAACAUGCACGUGCUUUCUGCAUUUGACAAUAAAGAAGUAUGUUACACCUUGUCUUCUUCCCUCU
Messenger RNA from Hypomesus transpacificus, 802 nucleotides. Its product is annotated as complement C1q tumor necrosis factor-related protein 4-like. The transcript is spliced from 2 exons. Gene Ontology annotation, molecular function: protein binding. Lineage: Eukaryota; Metazoa; Chordata; Actinopteri; Osmeriformes; Osmeridae. The record is from RefSeq and is a predicted model, not a curated record. The coding region runs from base 65 to 460 and encodes 131 amino acids.